CACCCACCGCCCACCAUGCAGUCCGAGUACGACCUCCUGUUCAAGCUCCUCCUCAUCGGCGACUCGGGCGUCGGCAAGUCGUGCCUCCUCCUCCGCUUCGCAGACGACACCUACACCGAGUCGUACAUCUCGACCAUUGGCGUCGACUUCAAGAUCCGCACCAUCGAGCUCGAGGGCAAGACGGUAAAGCUCCAGAUUUGGGACACGGCCGGCCAGGAGCGCUUCCGCACCAUCACGUCGUCGUACUACCGCGGCGCGCACGGCAUCAUUGUCGUGUACGACGUGACGGAUCAGGACACGUUCGCCAACGUCAAGCAGUGGCUCCAGGAGAUUGACCGCUACGCGUGCGAGGGCGUCAACAAGCUCCUCGUCGGCAACAAGUCGGACCUGACGACCAAGAAGGUCGUCGAGUACUCGGUCGCGAAAGAGUUUGCCGACCAGAUCGGCGUCUCGCUCCUCGAGACGUCGGCCAAGAACGCCACCAACGUCGAGCAGGCCUUCCUCACCAUGGCAAAGCAGAUCAAGGACCGCACGGCAGCAAGCGCGCCCGCGGCCGGUGGACCGGGCAAGGCGCCCGUCAAGCUCUCGGGCGGCGCUGCCGUCAACCAGCAGCAGCAGGGCGGCUGCUGCUGAGCCAUCGGCGCGCCUCGUCAGCCUCGACCGGACCCUCUCGACGGACUCUUUCGCCACCCUCUCUCGCCCUUCUUGACGGCCUGCGUCCCCUCUCUCCCCUCAUACCCCAUCUGAGCUAGCUACCUCUCCGUUGUCGCCUCGUUCCUUUGCCCCUCCUUCCCUCAGACCCCCUCUGUACCCACUUGUUUUCCUGCCGACGAGCGAGGCUUUGUCGAG
Rhodotorula graminis WP1 is the source of this 849-nucleotide messenger RNA. RefSeq names its product GTP-binding protein ypt1. The transcript has 3 exons. The record is from RefSeq and is a predicted model, not a curated record. Bases 16 to 633 code for a protein of 205 amino acids. Gene Ontology annotation, molecular function: GTP binding; GTPase activity. Lineage: Eukaryota; Fungi; Basidiomycota; Microbotryomycetes; Sporidiobolales; Sporidiobolaceae.